AUGCGUGCACUAAAUACGCAGGGAAGCGACAGCGGCCUCUCCAAACAGCAGUACUUGGUCACAGCUAUCCCGGCCUUUCUCGUCGCCGUGGUCGUGCUCGGCCUCUUGAUGAGCAGGAUGCUCCUCCCCGGCCCAAACACCAACGCGUGCAGGACGCACGAGUGCCGUGAGUACGGCCGCCGAUUAGCCACCUCGCUGAACACGUCGGUCAGUCCCUGCGACAGCUUUACGAACUUCGUCUGUGACGGCUGGCGGCGUGAAAACAUGCUCUCGGUGCAUGACGACCUCGUGUGGGAGACCCUAGACCGUAUCAGACGCCUAAUACAGCGCAUCGUCAUCCCCGAUACGGGUCAGGAUGACUUGCAGAGGGCGGCCGCUGCCUUUAAGAGCUGCUACGACGUAGCCCAAGGCGCCCGAGAUGAACUGCCCGCUGUGAGGCAAGCCCUACUUGAAGCCGGCAUAACGUGGCCGCACCGUCCCGCUAGAGUCGACGUCCUUCGCGUGCUCCUGUACACCAGUGCCAAACUGGGCUGGGACACCCUCCUGCGCGUGAUUCCUACUCGAGUAGACGGUCACCACGUAAUCGUCGUCGGCCGUGGCUCGUCCUUCGUGCAGCUGUACUACCAGUUCGCGAUGCUGAGGUCAUUCACUGAGAAGAAAGAUUACUUUUACGCGCUCAAGAAUAGUUUCGAGAACGAUGACGUGGGUGACGAAGUAACCUUCAAAAAGUUGAUGGACCUCGAGUACGCAGCUAUGAGCGAGCUGUCGCAGUUAUACAAGGACACGUCCGCUGCAGUUGAUUUGCCGCCCGACGCCUUCAGUGAGGGGUCGUUGGCGAGUCUCUCCGAGAGGAGCUGGCGUCGUGUUCUUGCGGAAGACGACUUCAAUGUGACUGGUGAGUUCAUCUUCCGCGUACUGACGUUAAAGUAUGUUCAAGCCUUCAUGCAGCUCUGGCGUAUUCUGGGCGACGUGGACGUGUACUGGCUAGUCUCCUGGGGCACCGUGCAGGUUGCAGCGCUGUACGCGAACCAAGACCUCAUCCUCAAGUUUUACGGUGGAACGAAGGUUUGGGCAAUGGUUCGUCAGGGUGCCUUUUGCUUGAGCCGAGCCUAUCGGUUUUCGAAGCACGCGCUUUCCAAUAGAUACGACCAAAAGGCUUUUAACAUGAAAAGACUAGGCGCUGCCAAAAGGCUCGCUCUUCAAAUCCGCGAAGCCGUGCACCAACAAUUAGCGAAAUGGGUUCAUUACGACGAAGGUAUCAGAGUAGUAGCCAACUGGAGUUCCCUAGAGGCGCCGUUCGAGGCGUUCCGCAUCCGAGACGAAGACAGCGAGAGCCACGAUGGCCACUCCGAAGCAUUGCCUUCGCUGGAUCUGGGCAACUCGUUUGUUGCCAACUGGCGUAAGUUAGGUUCCGGUUGCUGA
Rhipicephalus microplus (southern cattle tick) is the source of this 1422-nucleotide messenger RNA. Its product is annotated as endothelin-converting enzyme 2. Gene Ontology annotation, biological process: protein processing. Lineage: Eukaryota; Metazoa; Arthropoda; Arachnida; Ixodida; Ixodidae. Gene Ontology annotation, molecular function: metalloendopeptidase activity. Gene Ontology annotation, cellular component: plasma membrane. The record is from RefSeq and is a predicted model, not a curated record.